GAGUAAUUGACAUUUCCGAAACUAACCUUCAAAUUCGUAUGUUGGACGUUUUGAUUACAAAAUAAUUGAUUCUCCUAAUAAUUUGAUUAAUCAUUUUCUGUGUAAUGUCGUACUUGUCAAGAAAAGAAGUGGACGAAAUAAAGCCAACACUAGAAAGAACGGUACACAAAUUUUUGGGUACGAAUGAUGCCUCUGUGCUCAGAACCGCGGUGGACUGUGUCAGCAGUGGAUACGAUAGGAAGAAAAUAGCCGAUAAACUCGGCGGAUAUCUAGACAACAAAAAGGCAUCUCGUUUGGCCGAUAAGAUACUCGAUUUGGUUCAGGACUUCAGAUCCUUGCAUAAUUCGAAAAAGAGGCACCACGAAGAUGAAAGGGAUCGGGAUUCGAAACGGCAUAAGACCGGAUCUAGGUUCGAUAGCAAAGAGCCCGAUAAGCAAAAAUCCAAAUCGCACGAAAGUUCGGAUAAGAAAAUGUACGAACCGCCUCCAGUUAGGAACAAUGUGAGUAUUGCUAACUUGAAUAUACCAACACCGAGUAUUUAUGGCAUACCCGUGGGUUUACUUAACAAAGGGGACGCUGACAAAGCUAGGAAAAUUGCUCAGUUGAAUGCCCAAAUCAAGAACACUUUGUCGUCUGGAAUAUUGGCUAACGUGAUUCAAAUACCCGUUAAUCAGAACAAACCGGCCCCUCUGAUUUUAGAUGCCGAUGGUCGUACUAUUGAUAAAACAGGUAAAACUGUGCAACUCUCCGUUGUCACGCCUACUCUCAAAGCGAACAUGAGAGCCCUCAAAAAAGACCAAUACAGGACUUCCACCAGCGAAAGGCAUAACGAAGAGAGCAACGAAACCAAAUUCAUCGAUCCGAGAAUAGGCGUUAAACCAGCCACGAGGAAUAAAAGAGCUCUGCGAUUUCACGAACCUGGCAAAUUCCAACAGCAAGCAGAAAGGCUCCGAAUGAAGGCUCAACUGGAGAAACUGCAAAACGAGAUAUCCCAAAUAGCCAAGAAAACCGGGAUAUCAUCGGCUACGAAACUGGCAUUAAUAGCCAAAUCGGAGGGUCUGAUCGAAGAGAUACCCCAAAUGGAAUGGUGGGAUUCCGUCAUUUUGAUAGACAAUUUAGAUACCAUGGUAGGCGAUAAAAUUGCUAUUAAGGAUUCCGUUAUAAAUACUCUGGUCGAGCAUCCAACGCAAAUGAAGUGUCCUACUGACCCUAUCAAACCAGUUUACAUGCCAGUUUUCCUCACGAAGAAAGAAAGGAAAAAGCUCCGCCGGCAAAACAGACGGGAAAUGUGGAAGGAAGAGCAGGAGAAGAUCCGCUUGGGUCUAGAACCGCCUCCGGAACCGAAGCUGAGAAUUUCGAAUCUAAUGAGAGCUUUGGGUACGGAAGCUGUCCAGGAUCCGACGAAAAUCGAGGCGCACGUCAGAGAGCAAAUGGCGAAGAGGCAGAAGGCCCAUGAAGACGCGAACGCCGCCCGUAAGCUGACGUCCGAUCAGAAGCGCGAUAAAAAAGUGAAGAAAAUCAAGGAGGACGUGUCGUUGGGUGUGUCUGUAUCGGUUUACAGAAUAAGGGAUUUGCACGGAUUGGCAUCGAAGAAGUUCAAAGUCGAAACUAACGCUAAGCAACUUUUGAUGACUGGAUGUGUCGUUUUGUAUCCAGAUUGUUGCGUUGUCGUUAUCGAGGGGGGUCCAAAGCAGCAGAAGAAAUACAAAAGAUUAAUGUUGAAUCGUAUCAAAUGGGAGGAGGAUUUAGUGAAAGAUCCCGAUGGAAAAGAGGUACCGAAUAAAUGCUUGCUAGUAUGGGAAGGCACGACGAAGCAAAGAAAUUUCGGUGAGGUGAAGUUUAAAGUUUGUCCAACUGAAAAAUUGGCGAGAGAACACUUUAAAAAGCAUAAAGUCGAGCAUUAUUGGGAUUUGGCGUACAGCGGAGCAGUUUUGGAACAAGCCAAUGAUAACGUAGAAUAAGUUUAAUGUAUAUUAUAGAUAAUCCAUUUUUUCUUUUAUAAAAUUUAUAAAAGAAACUAAAUUUUAAAUAAAAAUUAUCCAAAAAAACAAAUAUUAUAAAUCACUGUAAUUUCAACAACGUACAAAAAUAUCUUAUAGAUUUAAAGAAGAAAUAUACACAACAUUAUGCUAUUUCCGUAAUUAUCUUUAUAGUAUUUUCAACAGAACCUUUGUGCUCCUCGAUAUCUUUAAGAAAAAUACAAAUGUUCAGACAUAAUUUCACCAACUCCGUGUACAGUUCACUAUCAUCAAAUAUAGCUAAAAAAUAAUAGUUAUUAAUCAUCGGUAUAAUGGAAUUAGUCCAACCUUACCGUUAUCUUCGACCAACAAUUUUUUCAACUUUUCUACAUUUAACAUAAAAUGCUUUAGGAGUUUCUCUUGAAACACUGCUACCCAGUAUUCUUUAAAUCUUAUCAAACAAUCAAGCAAUGACCAGGGUGGAUUAGAUAGUAGGUUCAUUUUAGUCCAUACGUCACCAUAGGCUUCCUGCGCACAUUCACAAAUAAUCAUCGAACACAACACCGACAUUUUGCUUUUGAUUUUUCGAGUUUUAUCGGUUUUCCUUAAUUUCGAAGUUAUCUUCAUAAUGAUCUCGUUUGCUGACGAAGGGGUCAAGUUGUUGAUCAUGGCUUUGUUUUUCAAAUUCAAAUCGUUAGACAAUACUAU
Molecule: messenger RNA, 2666 nt
Organism: Phyllotreta striolata
Lineage: Eukaryota; Metazoa; Arthropoda; Insecta; Coleoptera; Chrysomelidae
Source: the annotation of a GenBank genome assembly